CAAGGACAACAUACGCACAGUACCUACAGAUAAAAAGGAUGGCUUCUAAACCAGGAAUCCUGACGGACUGGCCUUGGAAGCGUCUAGGGAAUUUUAAGUACUUGAUAUUGGCUCCAUGGGUGGUGCAUAGCGUGUACUCCUUCUGCGUAAAAGGAGAGAAGGAAAGGGACGUCACCAACUUGUUAGUGUUCCCUUUUCUCCUCACAAGAUUUCUUCAUCACCAAAUCUGGAUUACUGUUUCUCGAUAUUGGACUGCAAAAGGCGAUAACAAGAUUGUCGAGAAGCCGAUUGAGUUCGACCAAGUCGACAGAGAAAGCAACUGGGAUGACCAAAUCAUAUUGACGGGGCUAGGGUAUUACAUAGUGAACAAGACACUGGCAGGGGCAAGUCGGUUGCCGAUUUGGAAUACAAACGGAGUUGUAAUUACAGCUUCAUUGCAUGCUGGUCCUGUUGAGUUUCUCUACUACUGGCUGCAUCGAGCACUUCACCAUCAUUUUCUAUACUCUCGCUACCAUUCUCAUCAUCAUUCUUCUAUCGUCACUCAGCCCGUUACAGCUAUUAUCCAUCCAUUUGCAGAACAUGUAAUGUAUUACAUUCUGUUUGCAAUCCCCUUAAUGACAUCGGUGUUGAGUGGAACGGCGUGCAUGGUGUCGGUUUUCGGAUACGUGACCUACAUUGAUUUCAUGAACAACAUGGGACACUGCAAUGUCGAGAUCGUUCCCAACUCUCUCUUCUCCUUCUUUCCACUUCUCAAGUACCUCAUGUACACACCCUCAUUUCACUCCCUUCAUCACAACCAAUUUCGGACAAACUACUCCCUCUUCAUGCCCAUGUACGAUUACCUAUAUGGCACGGCCGAUAGGUCCUCGGAUUUUACCUAUCGAGCUUCAUUACAAAAGCGACAAGACUCACCAGAUGUGGUCCACUUAUCGCAUCUCACAACACCAAACUCCAUUUACCAUAUGCGUCUUGGAUUUAUUUCCCUUGCCUCUAAACCUCUCUCCUCCCAAGCCUUACUCUUCCUUUUAUGGCCCAUCACUAUACUCUUCAACUUCAUUUUCAAUCGUGCUUUUCUUUUAGAGACCAACACCUUCCACAACCUCAAAUUGCAGUCUUGGCUAAUACCCAGAUACAAAAAACAGUAUUUAUUACAAGGACAUAGACAAGAUAUUAAUACCAUGAUUGAAGAAGCUAUAUUAGAUGCAGACAGUAAAGGGGUUACGGUGUUAAGUUUAGGUCUCUUCAACCAGAGUGAUGAAUUGAACAAAAAUGGAGAGAUAUACAUUCAAAAGCAUCCACAUUUGAAAAUAAAGAUGAUCGAUGGAACUAGUCUAGCAGCAGCAGUUGUGCUUAAUAGCAUACCGAAAGGAACAACUCGCGUGCUCCUUGCAGGCAAGCUCACAAAAGUUGCUUGUGCAGUUGCCUCCAAUUUAUGCCGAAAGGGAAUACAGGUUGCAUCGUUGGAUGAGCAAGAUUAUAUCAAGUUUAAGCUCAGUAAAAAGUUUGGGUCUAAUUUGGUCUUUGCAACGACUUAUGAUGAUCAUUUGGUAUGGUUGGUGGGAGAUGGAAUAAGCAAAAAAGAACAAAUGAAGGCAGCCAAAGGAACAUUAUUCAUUCCUUUCUCUCAGCUCCCAACAGAAAAAUUACGCAGAGAUUGUCACUACCAUAGCACACCUGCCAUGAUGACACCUAACUCGCUUCUUAAUCUCCACUCCUGCGAGAACUGGCUGCCAAGAAGGGCAAUGAGUGCAUGGCGAGUGGCUGGAAUAAUUCACGCUUUAGAAGAAUGGAAGGUCCAUGAGUGCGGGGAUUCGGUGUUUAACAUUGAC
This is a messenger RNA of Carica papaya (papaya), 1829 nucleotides long. Its product is annotated as very-long-chain aldehyde decarbonylase CER1-like. The record is from RefSeq and is a predicted model, not a curated record. Gene Ontology annotation, molecular function: oxidoreductase activity; iron ion binding. Lineage: Eukaryota; Viridiplantae; Streptophyta; Magnoliopsida; Brassicales; Caricaceae. Gene Ontology annotation, biological process: lipid biosynthetic process.